GCCGCUCCGCGGGCUCCCCGUCCCGGGCCGCCGCAGAGGGAUGGCGCCGGGGCUGCUGGACCUGGUGCACUUGACAACCUGGGCCGUGUGUGCCGUGAUCAAGCUGCCGCAGCUGGUGGCGGUGCUGAGGGCCGGCUCGGCUUGGGGACUCAGCGCGACCAGCCUCCUCCUGGAGCUGGCCGGCUUACUUGUGUUUCUGAAGUACCAGAUCUAUUAUGAUUAUCCCCUGGAGACAUACCUGGAGUAUCCCAUCAUCAUUGCACAAGAUGCCAUUCUCCUGUACUGUAUUAUGUAUUUCAGUGGAAAAACGAAACGAGCUUUGUUCUAUACAGUCGUAUUUGGGGGGGUCUGGUACGUGCUAACACUGCAGAAGUGGAUAAUAGAUGUGGCCAUGAAUCUCUGCACGUUCAUCAGUGCAGCCAGUAAAUUGGUUCAGCUGCGUCAUCUCUGGCAGACCAAAGAUUCUGGACAAGCGAGUGCCCUGACCUGGGGCAUGGGUGCAUACACCUGUGCAACAAGAAUUAUUACAACUGUAAUGACUACGAAUGAUCUCGCAGUUCUCAUCCGUUUCAUAACCAUGCUCAUUCUCAAUAUUUGGGUCACAGCCACAAUCCUGCACUACAGGAAGACUAAAAAGACUGUUUAGAAGACACUCAUCAGCACACAUACCAUUGCCAUGAAAAAAUAUUAUUAAGCCUAAAAAAUUUAAUAGUUCCUUAAAGAUUGAGGAAGCUCUCUUUCUUUAAUAUUUACCCUUUAGCAUACUUAUAGUAUUUACAGUAUUUACAGACUUAAAGUAUAGUACAUUCAUGCUUACUUUCUCUUAGAAAUAAUUCUGAUAAGAUACUUAAUUUAAGCAGCAUACUUUUAUUGGUCAUUUCAGACAAGUUUCACUGGUAUCACAUUUUCUCUGGAUUUUUUUUACUACAAGGUAUUUCAUAAUUAGAUGUAUAUAUAUUCUGAUAUCACUUCAGUUCUUUCUGGUUACAUAUAAGCAAUUUUCUUCAAUUAUACAUGAUCAAUUUUGCACCAACACACUGACUCAUCCUUCUGCUGCAAGACUGAAAAACCACAACAGCUGUUUGUCUUCUUGCAAGCAGCUCAAUUAGUUCAACAUUAACUGUCUAUAUUUUAGAAUGAAGAAAAUCUGAGUCAAGGCCCAAUCCAGAGUAAGGUUCUAAAUGUCUUUUACUAAGUCACAAAUCCAGUUGGGAUUGUAGCACUUACAUGCAACACUUAAAUAGUACAAUUUAUACAGCUGAUACAGGAUACCCAUAGUCACUUUCCUCAGUAUACCCAGUUUUUAUCAGAUAAGAGCAAAAACUCAACUGUGAAUUCUUUUUCAACCUGAGCUCUCAUUCACUGAACAUACUGUUUUGGGAACAGCAGGGACUAGAAAUAUGGGAAUAAUGAAACUGUGACCAACAGUUAAGAAUGCUGUUCAGGCAGAAGUUCCUGCAACGAUAUCCCAGUAUCCAGGAUUCCCAAACACCAUCCAUACUGACAGUGACAUGUGCACCUUGAUGCAUCUCAGCAGACUGUUCUCUCAUGGCUGUCAGGUUUUGGUGAUACUGCUCUGUGGUUCAUGAGUUUUUGGCCUGUCAGUGCUAUGUAUGUUGAAGAACACAGACUCAAACUUUUACUUCAGAAAUUCUAAUCAAUGUGUAGUACUUAGAGUAAAAAGGGGGAAAAGAUAGUCUUGACAACUCUUAACAGAGGAUUUUGGUUUUAGUUUUGCCUUCACAACCAAAAGUUACAUUAGUAAUCAUAUAGCUUGCUUUCAUUUCUCGUUACAUUCCCCAAAAUUGAAAGAUACAACAUUUCAAAAGAAUUUUUAUAGUAUUCUGUUAAUUGGCUGUGAAAACCAAGGCACCCUUGAUCCAAACACCCUUGAAAACUAUGGGAAGACUGCACUGACUACAUUUGAGGCAGGUUUUCUUCAUAAUAUUCUAAAUUGUGUAACUGCUGUGGAGCAAAAGGAUCUGCAAAAGCAGAUAUUUCUGCCAGUGAGCAUGCAGCAACUGGAACAGGGCUCCAUCAUCAGAAAACAUCUGCUUCACCAUCAGAAAACAGCUGCUUUGUGCUCUAAAUUUUAGUAGGAAGGGCUGGGAGGAUAUGCGUCUGUGGGCAUUAAUUUCAUGUAUCCACAUUACUGAGAGUGAGUCAAAAAUGAGAUUUUUUUUACUGCUCCAGUAAAAUGUAUAAAUCUUUCUAUGUUGGUUGAAAGAUUAAGUGUAAACCUUUUGAUUUUACUAAAGCUCUGUAAAGUAUCUGAAGUGGUUUAGAUGGUGGCAGGAGGCAUGUGAUACAUCUUCCAGGUUAUAUUAAUAAAUGCUCUUCUUCAAGUUUGAUAGUGUCAUUCUUACAGUUAAUCUUCAUUGCAUUUGAGUUUUUAUUGUUUCCAUAUAUGGAGAGAAAAUGAAAUAUUCAUUACAGGUCAUAAACCUUAACACUUGAAGCAUCAGGCUCAAUAUUGACGUGCCAAAUGCUAAAGAGCUCCAGCAUCUUAAAAUGAGAAGAGCACACUUGCUGUUUAAUUAAAGCCAUUUUUUGAUAGAGAAAGAUUUGCAUGGAAUCCAAACCCUCUCUGUUAUUGACAUUUUCAUAAGCCUGAGUGAUGCUGUAGCAAAAUGAAGCUGCUCCAUUUUUAGUUUGAGAAUCAGCAUCUCAAGUUGUUUUUUUAUCAUAAAAUACUGAAAAUGCAUUUAAGAACAGUUCUUAAUAGAUUACUUAACGCAUUUUGAAUAGAUCACCUUAAAAACCUGUGGGAAUAAAGGACUGAGGAAAACAAAGAUGGUUAAUUCAUGAACUGAAGGUAAUUUUGUGGACUUGGAAAGCUGGACCAUGAGUUCACAUUCAAGCUGCAAGAGAUAUGGAACAAAUCAGAAAGUAGCAGUAAAUAGUUUUACACACUUUUUCUCCUCUCAGAGAGUAACUUCUUUCAGUUUCAUAAACAGGCACAUUCAAGUUCCAGGCAAGCCCCACAAAGUGCAGACCCUGUGUUUUCCAGCAGGUAAAAAAUAAUCUUCUCAGUGGCUGGAUUAAAGGCAACAGCUUUAGACAAAUACAUAGGCAGGAUAAAUCUUGUUAAACUUGUCAUUCACCAGUAUCGGGGCAGACACAGGGAGGCCAUUUGCUGUGUAAUGCAGCAGCAGGGCGAAAGCAAGCAGGGAAAGCAUCUUGGAUUAAUGGCAGAACAUGUAAGCAAGUAAGCAGCUCUUAUCCACAGGGCUGGAAGUAAUCCAACUCCAUUCACAGAUGCUGUACAAGUGUGGAAUUACACACUUGGUGUCUAAUUGUACCAGUUCACAACAUGCUCACAAGGUAACAGCCUGUCCUGCCCUGGCUGACAAAGCAUGGGUGUUGUUGGGGCUUUCUGAGUCUCCUUCCCUGUGAAAAGACAAGAUCUGAAUUCCAGUACAGUCCACUGAAUAACAGGUAAGCCAGAAGCUCACUUCAGCUGUAUGAGAGAGAAAAUAUUUACCACGAGAUUUACUAUUGAAGGAAUGAAGAUGCGAGUCCAGAGAUGGCAGGCUGCAGGUCUGAGGAUGUGGACAGUGGAAGAUGUGUAUAGUUUAUUUUUUCUGGACUGUCUACAGUGAACAGAACAUUGAACACAUAGGCAAAACCACCCUCUCCCCACCCUAUGGGCGUCCCUAGCAUUGGGCAUGCUGUGCAAAGUGGACACAGAUGUCCUUCCUUGUGCUGCUCCAAUCCAACAAGGAUUGGAUGCUAUUGCUUGGACUGCUCCAGAGUCGCUGUCCCUGCCUGACCCCCGAGCCUCUGUCUGCCUUACACCAUGCACAUGGCUGCUCCAGAUCGUGGCUCUGCUCAUCUGAGCUGCUGAAACAGGAGAGAAAGGAGUGGGGUGGGGAGGCAGCAACAUCCCCCAACCACUGCAGAUCUAGAGUUGGAUCUUAGAACAGUUUGGGGAAAAUAAUUCGGAAUUAGCUGAAUGGCCCCAGUCUUAUAGAACAACUUCACUCACUUCUUUAAAUGAGGUAAAAUUACUCUUCCUCCAUCAAACAAUCAUUCUCCAUUUAGUGACAUAUGUAAUAGAGAGAAAAUAAAAAAGGGAAGUAACAGCUGAGUCUACACAAGGAACUGUU
Messenger RNA from Catharus ustulatus (Swainson's thrush), 4109 nucleotides. RefSeq names its product solute carrier family 66 member 3 (gene SLC66A3). The transcript is spliced from 7 exons. NCBI's taxonomy places the organism in Eukaryota, Metazoa, Chordata, Aves, Passeriformes, Turdidae. The record is from RefSeq and is a predicted model, not a curated record. The coding region runs from base 41 to 646 and encodes 201 amino acids.